Messenger RNA from Emiliania huxleyi CCMP1516, 1736 nucleotides. RefSeq lists its product as hypothetical. Gene Ontology annotation, biological process: response to metal ion. The transcript has 10 exons. The coding region runs from base 23 to 1558 and encodes 511 amino acids. The record is from RefSeq and is a predicted model, not a curated record. NCBI's taxonomy places the organism in Eukaryota, Haptophyta, Isochrysidales, Noelaerhabdaceae. Gene Ontology annotation, molecular function: catalytic activity.
GCCUCUACUCGCCCGGGCGUGCAUGCUCCACCGCCUCGGCACCCGCCCGGUGACACGCCUCCUGCUCCUCAGCAGCCUUCGCGGGAGCAGCGUACGCGGAAGCCUGCGCACCGCCAUGGCGAUGCCUUCACCGCCAGUACUCCGCGUCACGACAACCGAGGAAAGCAGCUCGGCCGCCGAGAGGCUGUGCGAGGCGCUCGGUUUCGCUACGCAGGUCACGCGCGAGGAGAUCCACUCCUUUUACUGGUGGGAGGGCGCCGUGCAGAGCGAGCCCGAGGUGCGAGUCUCGUUUGAGACCUCGGAGCCGUUCGAGUCGGUCCUGCGGGCGGUGGAGGCAGCACACUCGUACGACGUGCCAAUGAUCCUCGCCGACACGUCGGACAAGGGCGCCGCGCACUGGAAAGGCGUCAUUCGGCCGCUGGACGGAGGCGCGAAGGCGGGCGCGGCCCUAGCCGAGCGCCUCGCCGCCUCGCGCCUCGUCGCGUGUGCUCAGGUGGCUCCGGACGGCUCAAUCGCCGUCAAGACGGUCGCCUCCGCCAGGCUGGCCGUCGCGAGGGCUGCGGAGGAGGAGGGAGGAGGCGCGGUGGCGUGGUCUCCCGUCACGGGCAACGCGGCCUACCUCCGCUGGCUGGAGGAGGAGUGCGUCGCCGCGCCGCGCUUCGUCGUCGCUGCGGACGGGCACGCGGCGCCGUCCGCGCAGACCGCAAAGGACUUUCUCCUCUCGAGGCCAGGAGGCGCGUACACGACGGCGCGGACGAGCGGCGGCGGGAGGAGCGUUUUCGAGUGGGAGACACACGUGGAGCGCACCGCGGCGUCGGUGGGCUCGAUGCUCGCUGCAGGCGGCGGCGGCGCGGCUGAGCUGCAGGCGGCGCUUGGCACGGCUGCAGGCUUGCGGCCGCGUCUCGACGCGGCGGUGGCGGCCGCGGUGCGAGAGUACAUGCGAGAGUUCGGGCGGCGAGUGGGCGGUGCUGGCGAGCUCAAGCUGACUCUGGUGGUGAAUUGGGGCGAGGCUGCAGAGGCGGCCAAGGAGGGUGCGGGUUGCGCGGAGGCGGCGCCGGACGGCUCGUUGCUCGGCUCGGUCGGCUGCCACGUCGCCCCGCUGCCGCCCCUGCCCGACCCGCCGAUCCGGGCAGAGGAUUCGAGCUGGGUGGCGGACCGCGCUCCGCUCGAGGCGCUGAUGCGGUCGGCGGAGACCAACUUUUACGCGAUCGUCGACGGCGCGGUGCACACGGCGGGGGAGGGCAUCCUCGAGGGCACGGUGCGGCGGCUGCUGCUCGAGGUGUGCGGGCGGGAGGGGACGCCCGUGGUGCUCUCUCCGCCUCGGCUCGCCGACGCAGGCCGGUGGGAGGGCGCCCUGAUCUCGUCCACCUCGCGGCUGCUGCUGCCGGUCGACGAGUUGUACGUGCCGCCCGACGGCGAGCCGAGCGGCGAGGCCGACCGCGUCGCCGUGUUUGCAAACGGGCCCGGUUCGCUCGCCGCGCGGCUGCAGGCGCUCGUCGCCGCCGAGGUGGAGGCGCACAGCACCGAGAUCGGGCUGCCGGCCGCGUUGGCGACGUGAGUCUGCAGUCUCGUGAGAGUGUGUUUUCGCUCUCCACACGACACCGCGCCACGACAACACGAGCAUCAGCAAGUAGUUUCGCCCCCUGCCUGCGGUGCGCGCACGCGUAUUCAUGAGAGGGGAAGCGGCGUGCCGGUGGAGGCACGUCCGGGUUUUGGAAGUAAAUAUAUUUUACUUU